AUGAAUAGAAAACUUCGUUGCGGUCGUUUAAUUCGAACAACUGAUGGUAUAUUAAAAGAAGUUGAACUUAAACAUGGUGGCGGCUCUCGUUUUUGCCCUUGGAAUGAUAAAGAUAUGGAUUUUCAGACUGUUCAUGGAAUAGCUCUCAAUCGGUUCGAAUUGAAUGAUCGUAAAUAUAAAACACAAUUGUACGAUUUUAACCAACGUGUAUUAGAUAUUAAUGCAUAUGAAAAUUUUUCUCAAUAUAUCGAACGAUUUGGUUUAAAUACCAAUAGCACAAUACUAUAUUUAUGUACUAUUGAAAGUUUAGCUCAUAAAAAUGAACCACCAACAAAAACCAAAGACACAAUGGUAACAACAAUAACAUCAUCUGAACCUCAUAAAACAGAUGCAAACCAACAGCAAACACAUAAAAGUUCACUUAAAUUUGAAUUUAAAAGAUCUAUCAAUAAUUUAAUAAAACACAUUAACAGUUUAAUGGAACAAAAAGGUCACGAUCAAAUAUUAAUAGAAUUAUUACAAAAUAUUUGUAUAAUAAAAGGUUACAUUUGGUCAACAAUUGAUAAAUUACAAAAACAAUUACGACGAUCACAUGAAUUUAUUCAAUUAAUGCAGAAACAUGACAUUUUACUAUAUACAAAUAAUGUAAAGAAUGCUUGUGACAAAUGUCAAUCGAUACAAGAAUUACUUACAUCGAACAAAAAUAAAUUUAAUCGUAUUCAUAUAUUUUCACCGAUUAUGAACUUAUUUCCCGGCAUUUUACGUAACUUAAAACGAUUGUUGGUAUUAAAUAUAAAUCUAUAUGAUGAACAAUCAUUGAAUGAUGUUAAACGAAAAAUCGUAUCAAUUGAAAAUAAAAUUAGUCAAAUACUUGAUGAACAAGGUGUUAAUAAUUUUAACAUUGAAUUAAAUCAACAAAUUGAGGGAUCAUGCAGAAAAGCAUUUAGAACAAUUGAAUUUCUAUUAGUUAUUCCUAAUCGUUAUCAAAUGCAAGCACAGCAAACCAAUCGAUAUAAAUAUUCGCGUUGGUCAUCGCCUCCUCGUUUAUUCAAUGAAACUAGGCAAUCGAUACCACCUAAAAAACAAAAAUGA
Molecule: messenger RNA, 1092 nt
Organism: Rotaria socialis
Lineage: Eukaryota; Metazoa; Rotifera; Eurotatoria; Philodinida; Philodinidae
Source: the annotation of a GenBank genome assembly